This is a messenger RNA of Guyanagaster necrorhizus, 387 nucleotides long. Its product is annotated as 60S ribosomal protein L32. Gene Ontology annotation, biological process: translation. The record is from RefSeq and is a predicted model, not a curated record. The coding region runs from base 1 to 387 and encodes 128 amino acids. Gene Ontology annotation, cellular component: ribosome; cytosolic large ribosomal subunit. Gene Ontology annotation, molecular function: structural constituent of ribosome. NCBI's taxonomy places the organism in Eukaryota, Fungi, Basidiomycota, Agaricomycetes, Agaricales, Physalacriaceae. The transcript has 5 exons.
AUGGCCGUCAAGAUCCCUAUUGUCAAGAAGCGCACCAAGCCUUUCAAGCGUCACCAGUCAGAUCGUUACCACAGUGUGAAGGAGGCAUGGCGGAAACCCAAGGGUAUUGACAACAGGGUGCGACGUCGCUUCAAGGGUCAAACACCCAUGCCCAAGAUUGGAUACGGCAGCAACAAGAAGACUCGCCAUCUCCUUCCCAACGGCCUCAAAAAAUUCCUCGUCAGCAAUGUUCGGGAAGUCGAGCUUCUAUUGAUGCACAACAAGAGCUACGCUGCCGAGAUUGCCCACAACGUGAGCAGCCGAAAUCGCACAACAAUUUUGGAGAGGGCCAAGGUUCUGGGAGUCAAGGUGACGAACCCUGCUGCCCGUCUGCGGUCGGAAGAGUAG